UAUCAGAAGAUAUGGCACCGUGUGGAGGAAAUCAUGGCCAAGAACCCUGAUUGGUUGAGCCAGGAUGACGACGAGCACCUGCGCCGAGCGGCCGAGAGCCAGUACGUCUACCUCGGAGAAGAUUCUACUUUGGAGAUGUGGGACGACCCACGGCGAUGUGAUUUACAGAUGUUAAACGAGAAGUUUCGUUUCAACAAACUUGCAGUUGCCCUACCCAAACAUAGCAUAAACACACAGCUCUUCUCCCAAAAAAUAUUGAAGCUAUACGAAAGCGGCAUACUGCAUAUGUGGUGGAAUCAAUGGAAACCUAAACAUCAGUGUGAGCCACCAAGCAGAAAAUCCAAGAGGAUAGACAUGUUAGCCUUGCAGAGUGCCUUCUAUGGUGCAGGGGUGGGUGUGGCCUUAGCACUUGCCGUCCUUGUGAGUGAAUUCAUUAAGAACCGGAGAUGUAAACAACGACAGCAAGGACAGUCUGAGAACGUUGAAGAAGAGUCAGUUUGCCGUGAUAUUUCAUCACAGGAACUGUCCUAUCAAGACAUACCUUCAAGCACUUGACGUAAAACAGUGUUGCACUAGAAGAACCUUAUGACUUAUUACAUGAAAUCCCAUCUUGAUAGUAUCGGUAGA
Haliotis rufescens (red abalone) is the source of this 627-nucleotide messenger RNA. RefSeq lists its product as uncharacterized. The record is from RefSeq and is a predicted model, not a curated record. The coding region runs from base 34 to 555 and encodes 173 amino acids. Lineage: Eukaryota; Metazoa; Mollusca; Gastropoda; Lepetellida; Haliotidae. The transcript is spliced from 2 exons.